This is a messenger RNA of Punctularia strigosozonata HHB-11173 SS5, 8794 nucleotides long. RefSeq names its product U3 snoRNP-associated protein Rrp5. Gene Ontology annotation, cellular component: nucleolus; small-subunit processome. The coding region runs from base 1 to 4509 and encodes 1502 amino acids. NCBI's taxonomy places the organism in Eukaryota, Fungi, Basidiomycota, Agaricomycetes, Corticiales, Punctulariaceae. The record is from RefSeq and is a predicted model, not a curated record. The transcript is spliced from 21 exons. Gene Ontology annotation, biological process: rRNA processing. Gene Ontology annotation, molecular function: RNA binding; protein binding.
AUGUCCAACACGAAGAAGCGGCAAUUGGACGCAGCCAGCCAGUCCAACAAACCGAAGCGAGCGAAAUUGGACGAAUCGCAUAAGAAGGCUGAACGUGCUACCGAGAAAUCAGACCAACCUUCUACUUUGCUUGUCCAAGAAGAUGUCGACUUUCCUAGAGGCGGUGGUACCAACUUGACUCCGAUGGAGGUCAAGACCAUCCGCGCCGAAGCAGCGAAGGAGGCAGACGAAGUCCUAUUCAAGGAGGCAGCCACGAGAAAGUCGCUUAAAGGACGCAAGUCAACCAUCAAAAGCAAGGCGAAAGGCGGGGAAGCUACGAAGCCUGAUACAAUACGCGUAGAGCAUCUCAAUUACAAGGCAAGCCAUUGCUUGACGCGCAUCACUACGGGGAUGAAAAUACUUGGGCAAAUAGUAGCUGUUCAACCCCUUGCUCUCAUAGUUUCACUACCCAAUCAACUCAUGGGACAUAUACCAAUCACCCAAAUAUCCUCUCAGCUUACAAGCGCUUUAGAAGCCAUGGACGAAGGCGAUGAGACAGAAUCCGACGCUAUGGAGUCCGAUAGUCGCGCUAGCCCUUCUCGCCCGCACAAGCCGCGCAUUCCGGAGUUAUUCGACAUAUUUCAUGUGGGACAGUUCGUUCGCUGCGUGGUCACAGCAAUCCACACCCCUGGAACGACGGAUAACACAGGUCUUGGAUUGAAAGGCCGAGGAGACCUCGAGAAGGCCAGUCGGAGAGUGGAGCUCAGCGUAGCCCCGCAUCUAGUGAAUGCUGGCGUCGUCAAGGCUGAUUUAAAACCUGGUUUUACACUGUCUGCGGCAAUAAAAAGUGUAGAGGAUCACGGCUACGUUUUGGAUUUAGGCAUGGGUGACGGAAUAUCCGCGUUUCUCUCUUUUGAGGCGGCAAAACAAGCCCCCUGGAAUACAGAAGCUGGCUUAUGUGUUGGCCAAGUGGUCGAUGUCAACAUCGUUUCUUUGGCAAAGAGUGGUAGAACUUGCACGGUGUCCGUAGAUCCUGAAGUCUUCACCUCUGUAUCGCUGUCGGAGGUCAGCAAUGUUUCCUCUAUCCUGCCGGGUGCCAUGGUGCAAUGCCUGAUCACGGCGGUCGUGCCGAGCGGCCUGAAUCUCCAAGUGCUUGGGUACUUUGAGGGGACCGUGGACCUCUUCCACUUACCGUAUGGAACUCCUGGAGACACGUACAAGAACGGUAGCAAAAUCAAGGCGAGGAUCUUAUACGAUCUCAGUGCUACUAGUCCCCGUCGAUUUGCAUUAUCAUUAGCCGAACACAUCUUAACGUUGAGCAUGAAAGGCAGAGCUGCUGCGGUCGAUGGCUCGUCAAAACCGCUUUCACUUCUGCAGGAUGAUUUCCCUGUCGGGACUACCUUGGAGGCCGCGAAAGUGAUACGGGUAGAACCUGAACGAGGCCUAGUGCUCGAGGUUUCAGAUGACACGAACGGCUAUGUUCACAUCUCCCAAGUAUCGGACGAUCAUGUGGCCGCUCUCUCCAGUUCAUCAGGACCCUGGCGGGUAUCGACGAUUCACCGUGCGCGCGUGACAGGGUACCAUGCGUUGGACGGGCUCCUUCAGUUAUCCUUACGCCCAUCGGUUCUCGAGAAGAGGUUCAUUCAGGUUCGCGAUGCGGAGGUUGGCGAGGUAAUCAAGGGAACCGUCAAGAAGUUAACAGACUCAGCCCUCUUCGUGGAGAUUUCAGGCAACGUCGAUGGCGUUGUUUGGCCAAAUCAUUAUGCAGAUAUAACUCUGAAGCAUCCUCAAAAGCGGUUCAAACCAGGCGGCAGCAUCAAGUGUCGCGUGCUGGCCGUCAAUCCUGAACGGAAUCGUAUCUCGUUAACGGCGAAGAAAACGCUGGUCGAGUCUCCGCUUCCAAUCGUCAAACAAGUGGAAGAUGCUAUAGUUGGAUUGGUCACGCACGCUGUAAUUUUUCGUGUGUCCGACAAGGGCCUUCAGGUUGAGUUUUUCAACAACCUGAAGGCGUUUGUACCCCGCAAAGAAGCAAGUGACAUAAUGGGUGUCGAUCUAUCCGCCACCAUCCCUGUCGGCAAGCCUGUGAAGGUUCGCAUCCUCUCUGUGGAUCCCGCCACCGGCCGUAUCACUGCCAGCAUCCGGCAGGCUGUCGACGCCCAGUCUGCAUCUCCCGUUGCCGAUGUCAACGUAGGCGAUGUGGUCUCUGGCUCUGUCGCCGAGCUCCAUAAGGACAACGUGCUCCUGUCCUUGAAGCCUAGUCAAGCCAAGGGACUAUUAUCUCUGAACAACCUUGCGAAUUACCGAGGCAUUUCUGCCUCACAGCUUCGCGCUUCGCUUGUCACCGGCGAAAUGCUGAACAACUUGGUUGUUGUGUCACGAAAUGCGAACAAAGGCAUUGUUAUCGUGGCAACGAAACCCGUUGUUAGGGCCCCCAUGACGCAAGGCUCGGCCCUCAGCAUGGAUACCGUCGAAGUCGGAUCGGUCGUUGGUGGUCGCGUUCUUCGACAUACCAGGAAGGGUGCAUUGAUCAAGCUGAAUGCGCGCAUCACCGGUUUGCUGCAUCCUACCGAUUGUACAGACAACUUCGAGGAAGGGAACGCGUUCCCGGCCGUCGAUUCCAUCCUCAAGGCCGUUGUAGUUGAGGUGGAUAAGUCUCGGAAUCAACUGGUAUUGUCUAUGAGGCGCUCUCGUAUGGAUCCAACGUCAAACAACACGGUAGAAGACCCCGAGGUCCUUGCCAUCGCGGAUUUGCAAGCCGGACAAACGAUACGUGGUUUUAUCAAGAGCGUUUCUGAACAUGGCUUGUACGUCAUGCUCGGGCGCAACAUCGACGCUCGUGUUCAAAUACGGGAGUUGUUCGAUGAGUACGUCAAGGAUUGGAAGAGCCGGUUCUCACCCAACCAAAUCGUCAAGGGUCGGAUACUUAGUGUCGAUCAGGAUAAGAAGCAGGUGGAAAUGUCGUUCCGUUCUGUCAGUUCAUCCUCGGGGUCCAAAACAAAACUCUUGCUGUCUGACUUGACGGAGGGUCAAAAAAUUGAAGGGAAGGUCAAAAAGGUCGAAGACUACGGCAUCUUCAUCGAAUUAGAAGGAUCCAAACUGAGCGGCUUGUGCCACAAAACUCAAAUUUCCGAUAACCCGGAUGCGGACGUGAAUCUAGCCUUACGUAGUUUCCGUGAGGGCGACAAAGUGAAAGCUAUGGUGCUCUCUGUCGAUCACGAAAAGCGGCGCAUUUCGCUGGGCUUGAAGCCGUCUUACUUCACAGAGGCCGAUUUCGAGUCAGGUGAUGAAUCAGGAUCUGAGACGAGCAGUCACAUAGGGAUUCUCUCGGAAGGUCACAUCGACGAAGAGGCCGUGUCCCCCGAAGAGGACAUGAAUGAUGUCGCGAGUAGCCAUUUCAAUAACGAUGCUGAGAACGACAGCGAUGCCGACCACACCAUGCAAGUUGAUGUGGAAGCUCUUACCACUGGUGCAAACGAUGCACGUCAAGACUAUUCAACUGAACAAUCUACAUCCGCUCCGAAGGAUCUCAUUCUCAAGCUCGAAGGAGGAUUUCAAUGGUCUGCGAAGGAUAGUGCAACUCAUGACGAGGAAUCGGGCUCGGAGUCGUCAGCAGACGAGGACAACGAUGAAUCAGCUACCCAAAGGAAACGAAAACGUCGCAAGCAGAUUGAACAAGAUCUGACUGCCGAUCUGCACAACAAGAUGCCGGAGUCUACCGCUGACUUCGAGCGAGUCUUACUCAGUUCACCAGACUCGUCCUAUCUUUGGAUACAGUACAUGUCGUUCCUACUGCAGAUGUCGGAGGUCGAUAGGGCGCGCGAGAUAGGGCGUCGUGCACUCAGGACGAUCAACUUCCGGGAAGAACAAGAGAAACUGAACGUGUGGAUCGCUCUCUUAAACCUCGAGAAUGUCUACGGAACCGACGAAUCACUGGAAAGUGUUUUCAAGGAAGCCGCUCGCAGCAACGACUCGAAGACCAUUCAUCUGCGCCUCGCUUCCAUUUUCGACCAAAGUGGCAAGCACGAGAUGGCAGAAGAGCAGUACAAGCGGACAGCGAAGAAGUUCGGGCAUAGCUCCAAGGUUUGGACGCUGUAUGGGGAGCAUUAUUUGAAACGUGGUGAACACGAGCAAGCUCGCAAACUUCUCCCCCGUAGUCUGCAAAGUCUCGAGAAACGGAAACACCUGAAAACCAUAUCCAAGUUUGCUCAGCUUGAAUAUAAAUACGGCGAUGCAGAGCGAGGCAGGACCAUCUUCGAAGGCAUCGUAGACUCGCAUUCCAAACGGUGGGAUAUAUGGGCAAUAUACAUGGACAUGGAAGCUGGACAGUCCAAUAUCCAAGGCUUACGUAACCUCUUCGACCGCGUUCUGACUCAGAAGAUGACAAGUCACAAAGCGAAGCGAGUUCCAUCUUUCUUCAAAAAAUGGCUGGAGUUAGAGCGCAGCAUCGGCGAUGAAGAUGGUGCAGAGAUUGUCAAGGCUAAAGCCAUCGAAUGGACGCAGAGAGCGAGUGGAAAUCCUGGUGUCGAAUGAAGCAGUGCCUGCCACUCCUAUGAAUUGGGUUUUCUGUCAUGUCGGUCUAUGGGGUUGGCAUCCAAUUGUAGUUGCAUAUACCAAAACGUGACAGCAAAGGAGACAAAACUGGUAAUACUAAGAUACGGAGACCGAAAGAUCGAAAGAGCGUGCGAUGUGAUCAGGGUAUAGAAAAUAUGCAUUGAUAAAUAGAGAGUAACACUCCUGAGCAUCAGCAUUACGAGCGCGACCUCGCGCGAGAGUGGCUGGACAACGUGGGGUCCGAAUCCGGGUCGCUCAAUGGGCGACGAUUGCUCAUCGAGCUUGCCAACUGUCGCUGCCAGUCGUCGAGUUCAUUAGAUAGGUGCUCAAAGGCGAUCGCGUUCUCCGAACUGGAAGUGCUUGCGCGUCGUUGAGAUAUGUCGGACAUCGGUCGAUCUCGACCGAACGGGGUUUGGUCUACUUCGAGGAGUAAACCGAUUUUGUGGGACAGCUGCUCAUUCUCUCGCUUGAGAAUGAGGUUCUCGCUGCUGAGUUGCUCCGCCAGAGUCUCGUUGUGGCCGCCACGAGCAAUAGCGAGGGACUGCUGAAGGCGCUCCACUUCCUGCUCAAGCUCCUCGAUCCGGGAAAGCCUGUCGUCCGAUUCCCGCUGAGAGGCUAUCAAGCUCUCCCUGAGGUCAACCAAUUCCUUCUCCAGGGAGUCAAGUCGGCUGCGUAGCUCACGGUUGUCAUUCGUGAGCCUCUGUGUUUGUCGUUGUGCGUCGACCAGGUGACCACGAAGGACUUCGUGGCUAUCAUCUGAGGAGGGUGUUCCCCGACCGUUGAUGCCCCGCAGUCGCGAUGAACCAGGAACUGGACUAGCGCCGGAACGAACAGCGUCUAAUUCGGCUUGCAGGUUCCCAUUGAGAGUCUUUUGCUUGGUCAAUUCGUCUUUGAUGCGUCGCAUCAUCUUCUCCGUGCCCUUGACGUAAUGCACUGCGAGCUGGUAAUCCUCUUCGAGCUGCUGUAAGCGAGCCUUGUAGCUUUGCUCGGUCUCCUCCAGGCGACGUUCGGCUUCCGCGGCGCGGAGCUCUGCGUUGCUAUCCCCGCCCCUACGCAUGGCAGGGCUCUGAGUGGAGCGGACACGGUCUAGCUGAGCGGAAAGCGCAUCUACUUGUGCUUCCGCCUCCUGCUUCUGCCGCGCAACAAGAUCCAGUUCCCGCUCGGUAUCCUCCUGGAGGCGAGCGCGCUCCACUAGCUGAUCUUCCAGCUCGAUCACUCGUGCACCGGUGGAGGUAGUACCAAUCUCGCUCUCGUCGACCACGAUACCGUUCUCCGCCAGGUAGUUGCGCAGCAUGCCGAGGUGUAUGGUCGCUUCGGAGGCUUCCUUCGAUUUCAGCACGAACUCCGAGUCCUUUGCAGCGAGGUCUUUCCGAAGACGCCCGUUGUCUGCCACGGCGGCAGACAGUUGUGUCCUGAUACCCACCAGCUGAGCACCGAGACUGAGACAUUCCGCUUCGGCGUCUUGAUUCCGCCGGCGCUCCUGAGCAAGCUCGUCAUGGGUAGUCUCCAGUCUCUGUUCCAUGUUCCGGAUCAUCUUCCUCAGCGAAUCCACCUCCGCCUCCAUGGCCUGAAUCUUUUCAGCGUGACCGCGUGUCAGUCGGUCUUCGUCAGCUUGAAGAUCCUUGUGCGAGUCCAGCAAUUCGCCCAAGCUACCGCUGGUAAGAGCACGGAACGCAUCCGCCUCUUCACGAGACCUCGCCCAGGAAUCUUCCGUCUCGACGAGCCGCGACCUGACGGCAGCCAGCUCGCUAUUGCGCGUCUCGAGUUCUCCACGUAAAUCGGCCAUGUCUGCUUCAAGCUGCAUGAUCUGUUCUCUCGAUCGCUGGAACUGCGUGUCCACCUCCUCGGCCCGGCGAGAGGCCGCGUCCAGGGCGGUCCGAGCCUGAUCCAGUGCACGAACGUGUUGCUCACGCGAGCGCACGAGAUCCUCCAGUUGGGUCUGAGCGGAAGAACGCUCGGCUUCCUUUUGCUCGAGCAGCGAGUGGUGACUUAACGCUCGGGCUUCAUGGUCCCGCAGAGCCGACUCAACCGUUGCGUGUUUGUUGCGAAGAUCGUCGUGGUCGCGAGUAACGCGCUGAUAAGACUCUUCUAUGCGCUCCGCACGGUGUAUGGCAUCGGCAGCGCGCGCUUCGGCAUGCUCGUGCAACCUAUCCUUCGACUCCAAAGCCCUGGUCAGCUCGGCAACCUCACUGUCCCGCGCAGCCUUUUCGGCCACAAUAGCCGAUAUCUGCCGCUCCAACAGAGCCACGCGUUCACGCUCGACGCGAGCAAGGUCGGAGGGCGCAGACGCUUCGAGCGCCGCUAGCUUGGCUCGGUAAUACGCGGCCUCCUGUAUGGCACUGGACCUUGCCCGCUCAGCCUCCGAUACGCGUUCCGACGCGAGGCGAGCCUGCUCGACUACCGUGGUCUGUAUCUGAGCCUUCAGCUGCUGCAAGUUGAGAACGAUCUCGGCAGCCCGCUGCUCCUUGCCCGCGUCGCCAAGGGGUGGCGUGACGACGCCGUUCUCCGCGAUGCCAGGAUCGCUGUACACGAAGCCCGACUGCCUCGCCUUUGCGAGAGCGUUCUUGAACCACUGCUCCCGCUUUUUCAUCGCCUCCACUUCUGCGUCCCUUGCCUUUAGGUCCCGGAUGAGGUCCGCAGUGAUGUUACCCGCCGAUCCGCCCGCCGUGCGACCAUGGCCAUUUCCGUUGACGACAGGGGCACCUUCCACCUGUCCCGCGGGGUAAAACGCAUCGGGGUGCGGUCUGCUCCUAUCGACAUUCGGCGAAGGGCUCCGCCCGUUCAGUCCGCCACUCUUCGACAGUGCUAUCGCGGCCAUGUUCAUGGGCUGCGCUGUCAUUUCCGAAACGUAUCCCGCUUCGGGGGAUAUUGAUCUCCCAGUCACCGAGGCGGAGGGGCUCUUGGCGCGUUGGUCGGGCGAAAGUGCGCGCUCUCGGGCCACCGACUCCGUGGUGACCGCGUCUUCCGACUCGUAGCCGCGAAUAUCAUCGUCCGAUCUUCUCGGGCGCGGAGGCGCUCGGCCCUUCGGGUUCGGGAAAGGUUGCUGCACGAUGCCGUUCGCAGGCUUGACCCCCGGCCGGGGCAGAUUAGGAGACAUGGAGCGCUCCACUUGCUCGACGCUAGGAGAUUCCGAGCGGACGCCGUUCGGGCCUUGACCGGGUUGAAUUGUGGAAGAAAGAUCGGUAAGAGAACCUUGCGCCCGGGCGGACUGAUUGCGACCAAGGUUUGUGGACUUGCGAGGGUCGGCGACAGGCUGCCCCUGCUGCUGUCCCGUUUGCGGAGCUUUCUGAGUUUCCGGAUACUUGAUAUGUUUCGUAUCCAACACAUUGAUCAUGGCAGGAUCAUCUGCAGAGCCGAUCGACGGCGCUUCGCCACCCAGGACGAAUACUCUCGUUCCUAGAGAAGCCAUUGCGUGGCCCGACCGAGGACUUGGCGCGGGCCCCAUGUUCUGGAACGUGAACCAUCGUUGAGUCGUGAGUUUCAACGCGGUAAGGUCUCCGAGAUCCUUCCCAUCCACACCGCGCCCUCCAAACACAUACAUGACGUCGUCGACCAGGCAGGCGGCAUGCCCUUCGCGCUCCUUGGGAAUGUAUCCAGAGCACUUGAGAUCCGUCCAUGUACGAGUAUUGGUGUCGAACACCCAAGUGUCCUUGUAAUGUUUGUCGCCAUCUGUUCCACCAAAGACUACAAUCUUGUCGCCGUAUGUGACGCAGGCGUGUCCUGUCCUUUUCGGUGGUCGCACGUCCGUCGCGGGCUCGUAGAGCUCCCAAGCCGCUCUUGUACGCAAUGAAUUAAGGUCGAAAGCCCAGAGGUCACCGAGAAAUUCGCCGUCGACUUGGCCUCCGUAAACGAAAAACUUGGAGCCGACCAUGGUGACGGCGUGUCCAUACCGUCCCUUCGGACUCGGACCCGAAGUGUUGACGUUCGUCCAUUCUCUCGACACGAGGUUGAGCAAAUAUAGGCCGUCGUCCUCCUUCUCGGGCUUGACGCCCCUCUCCGACUUGGUUUCCCCUCCCCAAACGAUCAAAACGCUGCUGACGAUGGCAGCUUUGUGGCCCACUCGGGGCGACGGAGUCUCUCCAGCCGUCUGAACCAACGUCGCGGACAGGUCGCGAGUCGAGAAUAUGUAAAGGUCGUUUCGCACUUGCGAGCCGACGAGGCCUCCGAAAAGGAACAGUUCUCCGUUCCCGGUCGCGGCCAUGGGCAUGGCGUGGCCAUAGCGGGGGAACGGCGAGGGGGAGGGCGAGGUGGGCGGCGCUACGCC